AGGAGAACGAGCUCUACAGGAGAAGACAAAGAACCUCGAGUCCAGCUCGCCUGCUUGCACUGCCGGAACAAGCGAAUACGGUGCAGCGGAGAGAAGCCAGUCUGCACGGGAUGUCUCAAGGCGGCAGUCAUAUGCGAGUGGCCCUCUGGACGGCGGAAGAAACGGACGCGCAAAGAGAUGGAGGAGGCCAAGCUGCUGGAAGCUGCAGCUGGGGGCAGUACCGACGCAGGAGCAUCGACCUCGACGGGCAAGGCGAAUGGGGUAAGUACAUUGCCUGAUCCCGGCGAAGAUCUGCCGCUGACCUUGCAGAACGAACCCUUCUCCGCCGACCUCUCUGCUGCGGCUUUUGACCCAUCGGAAUUCUGGUCCUUCCCCACUCCCUCCUCCACGACCAACACUGCAUUGCCGACUGGACCUAUCUCAUCGUCCAUGCCCUUCCCAACCGGUCCGACACCAAAUUACGUCUGGCCAACAGGCUUCUCCCCCGAUAUCACCCUACCCCAAUUCCCCUCUGGGCUGUCAAACGACUCGAAUCCCGCGGAACCGAUCAUGGCGCAGUUCAUGUCGAACAAACACAGUCCUGCCACAGAUAUGCGCUUGAUUAAUGCGCUGGAGAACCAAGCGGCGUUUAUUGAGGGGAAUCCAGCAGAAGACAAGGAUUUGGAGCUCUUCUAUUACCGUUUCCUACAACGCCGAAGCACGACCGGCGAAUCUCCUCUCACCGCCGCCCCUCAGCCAGAGCGGGACGACCACAAACCACCCAUCCUAGACACCUACCUCCCCCGCAACCCCGCUGAGCUCUUUGACCUGAACGGCAUGCCCCUCCUCUCGGUCUGGCAGCCCCUCUUCGACCUCUUCCUCGCCAACAUGUCGCAGCACUUCCCCUCGGUCUCCCGCCAGCGCAUGACGGAGCGGUACGAAUCAGGCACUAUGUCCAAUUUCCUUGCCAAUUGCAUCUGCGCAUGCGGGGCGCGCUUCUCGAGCGAUGCCAAAGACCGCCAAGCCGAGGCGUCCGCACCCUUCAUUGCCAAAGCGCAGGAGCUCAUCAUCCCCCUCGUCCACCUCCCUACUACCGAAACCACCACGGGUCUCAUCUUUCUCGCUUGGGCCAAUUUCGGCCAGAAUUCCGAGAGCGGCCUCUGGGAGUUUUCGGGGAUGGCCAUUCGUAUGGCGAUCGACAUCGGAAUCCACGAGAACUCGGAUCUGUACGAGUCGCCCGCCCAUAUCGUUCGGACUCGCCUACUCUUCUGGACAUUGUUCAUCACGGACCGGAUCGUCGCUUUUGCGACCGGCAGACCCGCGUCUAUAUCGGAGGAUAUCGUCGAGGUGCCCUUACCUGAAGACAAGGACUUCUUUCCGGACCCUUCCAGGAACACGCCCGGCUUCCCACCAGAAACGAUCGAGCCGGUCCCCUUUGUCUACUUUGUCCGGCUCAUGAUCAUCUGCGGGAGGAUAUCGAAUGUCUUGAAUGGACGCAGAGGGCGGGCGCGGACGCUAGUCUCGACAGCUGAGCCAUUAGCGGAGCAGCUGGUGGAAUUGCAGAUGCGCCUGGUGCAGUUUGUGGCGGGGCUGCCAGAGAGCUUGAAGUGGUCAGCGGAUAAUUUCAGGCAUCAGCACACGAGGGGUCACGGAGGCUGCUUUCUCGCCAUACAUCUCUGGUCACAUGCGGUCCUCGCUCUCAUCUACCACCCCGAACUCCUCAAAUCCCCUUCGGGUGUCGAGACGCCACUCAACAAGGGCAUGUCGAGGAAUAUCAAGCUCAGUCUCGCGAGCAGUCGGCAGAUAUGCGAGUGUAUGGUGUUUGCGGACUUGGUCGCGCCGAGCAGCUAUACCAGUACCCCGUUCCUGGUUCAGCCUCUCUUUGUCGCUGCCAUGGCGAUUAUACACGAGAUGAGAGCUGUAUCUGUCGCUGAGUCAUCGGGGAACGCCUCGGACAUGUUCUUGCUGUCGAUGGCGAGGCAGAAUCUGACGGCGCUGUUGAAUGCUAUCUCCAGAAUGGAACAGUACUGGGCGGGAGCAGGCUAUGUGGCAACCAUCUUGGAGAAGCGCUCCGGUAUCAAAGCCACAUCCCACUCGGGCCGUAAAACACUCAUCUCCCUCCCCGACCUCGGACUCCUCAAGCGCUUCUCGACAGAUAAGGACGACCCACGCAAUCUCGCUCCCGCCACUGAGACUUCCCUGCAAGAAAGCAUCGCCAAGUCAGAACGGGACAACGCUAGUCCGUACUGGCUCGCGGAUCUCAUGGCGGGGUAUACAGUAGAGAAUAUGAGCUUUGCGCCAGCUGAUAGCCUUGAUCUGGAGAGGCUGUUGUCAGGGUCACUGGGGGGUGCGGCGGGAGGAUUUGGGGGACCUGGAGGGGGAGGCGCGGGAAGUAUCUAA
Dioszegia hungarica is the source of this 2379-nucleotide messenger RNA. RefSeq names its product putative pathway-specific nitrogen regulator. The annotation marks the transcript as partial. Gene Ontology annotation, molecular function: DNA-binding transcription factor activity, RNA polymerase II-specific; DNA binding; zinc ion binding. The record is from RefSeq and is a predicted model, not a curated record. NCBI's taxonomy places the organism in Eukaryota, Fungi, Basidiomycota, Tremellomycetes, Tremellales, Bulleribasidiaceae. The transcript is spliced from 7 exons. Gene Ontology annotation, biological process: DNA-templated transcription; regulation of DNA-templated transcription.